Messenger RNA from Oppia nitens, 1540 nucleotides. RefSeq lists its product as uncharacterized. The transcript has 6 exons. The record is from RefSeq and is a predicted model, not a curated record. Lineage: Eukaryota; Metazoa; Arthropoda; Arachnida; Sarcoptiformes; Oppiidae. The coding region runs from base 13 to 981 and encodes 322 amino acids.
UUUUUUAAUAUUAUGGAUAGUAACUAUUGUUGGCAAGAUGACGAAAUAAACAGUUCUGACCAAGAUGAAAAAGUGGAAACCCUAUCUGUACAACAAAAAUUGUCACCUGAUGAAUUAGUUGAUAUUGAAACUAAAACCAAAAAUUCAAUAAUUGAACAGACAAAACAAUUUGGUUUUCAUUUUAAACAAUGCGAACUAAUUGUCGAAACUGCUUAUCGGGUUGCCGAUUAUAUACCCGAAAAACUAGACAAUCAACAAGAUGAUAUAUGGCAAAAUAAGAUAAUUCCAAUGUUAAUUGAUAGUCUUAAUCAAGAUGUAAAAUUUCGUGGUGUAACUAUUGACUGUUUUUCAGCUGUGCGAAGUUUGACUUUAACUAUACAUAAUACCAAUAAAAUUCUUAAUGAUAGUAAAGGUAGCGCUGUAGCAAUUAAAAUUGCCCAGAAAAACAUACCAGAUGCUUUAAAAACAUUGGAUAAUUGUAUUGAUGAAGCUCAUAAAUUGAAUGAUAGUGCAAUUGAAACAUUUAGCGAACACAUUACAGAUCUUUUAAAAAUUAUUGGCCCCGAAGCAGCAAACUUUACUGAUCAAAUAGUUAGUUUGGUAUCGGCAAUUAAUAAAUAUUAUGAAAAAAAAUAUAAUCUCUAUAAUCGUGUUGUAGUACUAGAAGGUGAUAGGGAUAAAUAUGAUCAUUUAAUCAAUGCUAUUGAUACUUAUAUAGAAAGCUUACAAAUUGAUGUUAAUAAUACUGAUAAACUUAGCGAUAAAAUGGAACAAACUAAAUUAUACUUAUUAGAUAUUGUCAAAAAUAUUAAAGAUAAAUUUCUAGUACCUAAACAAGAAUCAACCACAUAUAAUCUAUUUGGUUUAAAAUUGUGGGAAAAAAAUUUGAUCCAAUUGAUUUUGUUGAAGAUUAUAAUCCUCAUAAAGAAUCGGAAUCUAAGCAUUAUGAAAAUCUUAUUCGUAUGCAUGCUGAACAAAUAAUGGCUAAUGAUAAUAAAAAAAAAUCUAAAAAAGAUUUAAUAUUGGAUCUAGAACAACAAAAAGCUGAUUAUAUUAAACAAUUAAAUAUAGCUAAUAAAGAAUUAGAAAUUCUAUCUAAGGAUAUAGAAAAUAGAUUAAAUAAUAUCGAUAAACAAAUUAAAAUUUAUUACGAUAAAAUUGACACAUAUAAUAAAAAUACUAUUAAAAUUUCUGAAAAAUAUGGACUACCAAACAAUAAAUUGAUUGAAUGUUUAAUAAAUGUUCGGUCGUUUGCCAAAUCAAUUAAGCCAGGUGCAUCAGCAUAUUCGCCAUUGUAUGCCUUAUUAAAAGAUAUUAAAACAAUUGUUCAAUCGUAUGUCGAUUUUUUGAUUAUGAGCGAAAAUGCUGGUGAAAUAUUUAUGGCUUGUCAAUAUUUGAUGCGUCAAGUUGAAUUUUUGUCAAACUAUAAUUCACUUGCAAUCGAAAUAUUUUCAUCAUCUGAACAAUAUAAUGAUUAUAUAAAAAUGUUGGAUACAAAAGUUACUGCAAUGGCUAUUAAAGAUUAACAAAUUAUUAUACU